Molecule: messenger RNA, 1349 nt
Organism: Diuraphis noxia (Russian wheat aphid)
Lineage: Eukaryota; Metazoa; Arthropoda; Insecta; Hemiptera; Aphididae
Product: estradiol 17-beta-dehydrogenase 8
Biological process (GO): fatty acid biosynthetic process
Molecular function (GO): quinone binding; oxidoreductase activity, acting on the CH-OH group of donors, NAD or NADP as acceptor
Source: RefSeq, a predicted model, not a curated record
AUGUUACCUGGAAAACUAGCUUUUGUGACCGGAGCCGGAGGAGGCAUCGGUCGAGCRAUUUGUCGUGUGAUGGCUAGAGAAGGUGCUACAGUAGUAGCGGCAGACUUAAAUAUAAACAAUGUACAGACCACUGUUGAAGAGCUCACAGGGGAAGGUCACAAAAGUUAUCAAUUGGAUGUGUCCAAUGUUGAGUCUGUCACAAGUGUAUUAAAACAAGUGUUUACGGAUUAUUCUGGGCCACCAACUAUAGUGGUUAAUGCUGCAGGAAUUACAAGAGACAAUUUCAUGUUAAAAAUGUCUGUGCAAGAUUUUGAUAAUGUGUUUAAUGUUAAUGUAAAGGGAACUUUUCUUAUCACUCAAACCAUUUGCAAAGAACUGGUGGAGAAGAACUUGCCUGGUUCCAUAGUGAAUAUUGGAAGUAUAGUUGCACAACGUGGUAACAUAGGACAGUGCAAUUACUCGGCUAGUAAGGCUGCCGUUGAAGUCUUCAGUAAAACAAUAGCAUUAGAAAUGGCAAAGUAUAACAUCAGAUGUAACACUGUGUUGCCGGGGUUUACAACCACUCCUAUGACUGACAUGGUACCUGAGAACCUUAAAGAAUAUUUUAAGUCUGUUAUUCCCUUGAAGAGGUUUGCCAACUCUGAAGAAAUAGCGGAAGUAGUUACUUUUUUGGCAUCUGAAAAGAGUUCAUACGUUACUGGUACGUCAAUUGCAGUUAGUGGCGGUUAUUAAGGCGAUUAUGUAGCAUUGUAGCUGAUGAUACAGGAAAAAAUUUAGGUGAAACAUCUUUUUUUUUUCUUGUUUUGUUAUUGUUUUAUGGGCAUACUGUAUCAAUUCUAAUAUUAUAAAUAGUCUUUAUAUUUUUCAUUAAAAGUACAUUAGACCCACUUAUAUAAUCUUAUCUUGGUCUUACAAAUUUAAAACUAAAUAAAAACUGUUUCGUGCUGGAAAGAAGCGAGAAGACUACAGGUAUAACUAAGAAAAAAUAUUUUAACCACAUAAAAAAAAAGGGUUAGGUUCAGAACCUUUUCUGAAAUCUUAAUUACAAAAACAGACAAACAGUUAUUUAAGUUUGAAAUACACAAAAAAUAUAUACUUUGAAACAAUAAGUGAUUCAAAAAUAAAAACAUUAUUUCACAGAUAAUGUUUUCAAUAUGUGAAAAUGUGUGGAUYAAUUCGGAAAUUUUAACUAUUAUUUUUGACCAAGUAGUUUUUCCUGCGCUAAACAGUUUAUACAUUUAUAAGAUAUAGACAACACAUAUAAUGUGGGUGUAAUGUCCUUUUAAAUAUUUUAAAUUAAAAAAAAAAAAAUACAUCAAUAUUUUAGUUAUAUUUAACUAACUGAUGAU